Molecule: messenger RNA, 585 nt
Organism: Jaminaea rosea
Lineage: Eukaryota; Fungi; Basidiomycota; Exobasidiomycetes; Microstromatales
Product: TspO/MBR-related protein
Exons: 3
Coding region: 1-585 (194 amino acids)
Cellular component (GO): mitochondrial outer membrane
Source: RefSeq, a predicted model, not a curated record
AUGGCAUCUCUUCCUCCACUUCUGAUCGAUCUUCCUCGCAACCCACUCGUCGCGGUGGGCAUCCCCGUCGGCUUGGGCAUCGGCACGGGGCUGCUGACUCGCAAUGGCACUUACGGGCCCAACAGUCUCUGGUACAAGAGUCUGAACAAGCCGAGAUUUGACCCGCCUAAGUGGGCAUUUGGCGUCGUCUGGCCAACUCUCUACGCAGCAAUGGGAUGGUCAUCCCAUCUCCUCGUCAAAGCUCUGGACCGCACCCCAUCCGGUCUCGGUCGUCAGCGUGCUCUUCGCUCCCUCUCCCUCUACUACAUUCAACUCGCUCUCAACCAAUCUUGGACGCCUCUCAACUUCGGCUUCGGAUCGCUCGGCUUCGCCCUGCUCGAUAUCACGGCUUUAACCUCCACCAUCUUCGUGUGGCUGGACACGGCCCGUCAUGUCGAUGAGCGAGUCCUCUGGCUCAACUUGCCGUAUGCGAUUUGGAGCACGUACGCUACGUACUUGAAUGGAAGCCUGUGGUGGCAGAAUGGCGGGGCUAAGGUGGUGCAGGAUCUCGUGGGAAGAGUCAUGGGCAAGUCCAAGGGGCAGUAG